This is a messenger RNA of Danaus chrysippus (African queen), 705 nucleotides long. The record is from the annotation of a GenBank genome assembly. Lineage: Eukaryota; Metazoa; Arthropoda; Insecta; Lepidoptera; Nymphalidae.
AUGGCGUCCGAACGUUACAGUUUCUCUCUCACAACUUUUAGUCCUUCUGGAAAAUUGGUGCAAAUUGAAUAUGCUUUAGCAGCUGUAGCAGCUGGUGGUACCUCCGUUGGAAUUAAAGCGUCGAAUGGUGUCGUGAUUGCAACCGAAAACAAACACAAGAGCAUUUUAUACGAUGAACACAGUGUUAACAAAGUCGAAAUGAUCACAGGACAUAUCGGAAUGGUAUACUCGGGUAUGGGUCCAGAUUACCGUCUCCUCGUGACCCAAGCUCGUAAGAUGGCCCAACAAUACUAUCUGAUGUACCACGAGCCGAUACCCACGGCUCAACUGGUUCAACGUGUUGCUACAGUCAUGCAGGAGUACACACAAUCCGGAGGAGUUCGUCCAUUUGGUGUGUCUCUACUGAUAUGUGGGUGGGACAGCGGUAGACCAUACCUGUUCCAGUGUGAUCCAUCCGGAGCAUACUUUGCUUGGAAAGCCACAGCGAUGGGGAAGAACUUUAAUAAUGGGAAGACAUUCUUGGAGAAGAGAUACACCGAGGAAUUGGAGCUUGAUGAUGCUGUCCACACAGCGAUCCUGACUCUCAAGGAAGGUUUUGAAGGACAGAUGACGGCUGAUAAUAUUGAAGUUGGUAUAUGUGAUGCCGCUGGCUUCAGAAGACUGGAACCGGCACAUGUUAAAGAUUAUCUCGCUAAUAUACCAUAA